Messenger RNA from Penicillium subrubescens, 825 nucleotides. Its product is annotated as glycoside hydrolase family 128 protein. Gene Ontology annotation, biological process: fungal-type cell wall polysaccharide metabolic process. The transcript has a single exon. The record is from RefSeq and is a predicted model, not a curated record. The coding region runs from base 1 to 825 and encodes 274 amino acids. Lineage: Eukaryota; Fungi; Ascomycota; Eurotiomycetes; Eurotiales; Aspergillaceae. Gene Ontology annotation, cellular component: fungal-type cell wall.
AUGGUCUCCUUCACUAAGCUGUUCACCACCGGCCUGCUCGCCACCUCGGCCCUCGCCAUCCCAGUCUCUAUGCCGGUGACCGUCGAGGUGCAGAAGCGCAACAGCACCACCAACACCUCCAAGCGUGGCGCCGCCUACAAUGACAUCUCCACCGUUUCCGCCUUAGCCGCCAGCGGCACCAUCUCCUGGGCCUACAACUGGGGCAUCUCGCUGUCCGGCACACUGCCCUCCAACAUCGACUACGUGCCCAUGCUCUGGGGCGCCAAGGACUUCGGUGGCUGGUUCACUGCCGUCGAGACUGCCCUGUCCUCCGGCAGCAACUACAUCCUGGGUUUCAACGAGCCCGAUAUGACCUCGCAGGCCGACAUGUCCGCCUCCCAAGCUGCCGACUACUACAAGACCUACAUCACUCCCUACGCCGGCAAGGCCAAGCUGAUCUCGCCCGCUGUCACCUCGUCCACCACCGCCGGUCUGGGUCUGUCUUGGUUCCAGGAGUUCAUGGGCGACUGCUCGUCGUGCGGCAUUAGCGGUCUGGCUGUUCACUGGUAUGGCAACACUGCCGAUGAGUUCAAGUCUUUCGUCCAGGAGGCUGUCAGCACUGCCAAUAGCUACGGUCUGUCCGAGGUCUGGGUUACUGAGUUUGCGCUCAACUCGGACGCCGGCGGUGUCGCCGAUGCUGCUACUACGGCUACUUUCCUCCAGACUGUCCUCCCCUGGCUCGACGCCCAGACUAACGUCACCCGCUACUCUUACUUCAUGUGCGCUGAGAACUACCUUCUCACCAACAAGGCCCUGAACCAGGCUGGUCAAACUUAUACUUCCUAA